ACGAACCUAGAUGUUCAGAAAUUGUUCCAAAACAGAUCGAUAGAUUUAUGUGGAAUCAUGCCACCGAAUGGAGGACUUCAAGUAGCUCAACAUCCCUUCCAUCUCGUUCACGAGAUCAUCCACUGCAGAUCUUUGUUUUUUGAGACCAUCCUUGAAGCAGACGAUGGGCUCUCUAAUGAAUUAUGGCUUGCUAUUUGUCAACAGGCAGACCUGAGUUUUCAGCCAACAGUUCAGUCCGCUGAUAGUGUGCUCAUGCAGACCGUUUCGUUUUAUGUGACACGGCUCUUGCCUACGGAACCUACUGCACCUAGUGUAGGACGUGUUCCUCUAGUUACCGAAAUAGGUCAUCGGAAGCACACCCCUCUGGAUCUUUUUCUGCCAACGUCUCCAGUUGUCAUUAUUUCAGAGUCUCAGGAGUUCUUCUCGUCAUCGCUCCAUCCACGGCACUUGACAAUCUUCUGUAAUUUUGUUAGCAUUCUUUGUACGACGAGUGACUUCCCUUCAGCGAAUAGAUUAAUGAUGUUGAGGUAUCUACUAAAGCAGUUCCAUGUUUUUUGCCUAUACGACGUGGCAGACCAAGAUAUGCUCAGUUCUCUCCACUGUCGGCCACCGUUCUCGGCUCAUCUCUACACCUUCCUCUAUACUUUCCUCGAACAGUGUCCUACUGCGUCUAUUUUCAAGGAUUUUGUGCAAUGCUGGAUGACUUUUUGUCGCCCAUGGAGAUACGCAGACGCCCUAUUGACUCUUUCUAGUGCAGAGUUCUUAAGAGGUCCGUGGAUGCCCUUCAUACGAGUCCAUGAGAAAUUUUACAGAAUCCUCCUUGGGAAGAUACUCCGAAGGGUGGCGGUAUUUGACCUGAACAUGGAGAGUAUCAAGGUUAUACGAGCAGCUGUGGAAUUUUCAUGGAAAGAGCCGAUGGUGUCGAUGCUUAGAGUUUCAUCGAACUUUUUGAUUUAUAGUGCCCUGCCGAAUCGUACACCACAGUUGUCUGAAACUCCUAAGCGUGCUCCCACCCGCCUACUUCCCGACCAUGUUAGAGAUCCUGUCACAGGACUUAUGUAUCUGACCGAGCUUGGACGACGCCAAGUCUGGAGCGGCGAAAGGCGAUUCGACUUUUCCAUGUGUUCACAGCUGUUGCCACAGUGGAAGUCGCUAGCAAAGCCGUAUGAGUUUCCACCCCUUGUGGUGCUUUUAACCAAAAUAAAUGAGUACCUUAACCGGACGGCCCUUGUUAGCACCAUAGCCAGCGAGUAUUCAAAAGAUACUGUCCUUGGUUCGAUUGCAAGAACAAUUAUGGAUCCUCCUUGCCCGAAUCCCUCAAGUCCGCUUGCCUCUCCUGUUUUCUCGAAAACGAUAAAGGUCACUCCACCAGCGCUACGUAUUCGGAAUUUUAUGUUGAAGUACGGAACCUCAUUUCAGAUCUUGGCAAAUUACGGUGUUUUACUCGGACUUUUCAUCGUUUUCCUUUUUGCUCGGUACGGUAUCUGGGCUUUGAUUCCGGUACUGCUGACGUCGUUUAUUUGUGCGAUGUUUUUACUUGCGGCCGAAGAUCUGUGA
Haemonchus placei is the source of this 1557-nucleotide messenger RNA. The record is from the annotation of a GenBank genome assembly. NCBI's taxonomy places the organism in Eukaryota, Metazoa, Nematoda, Chromadorea, Rhabditida, Trichostrongylidae.